Molecule: messenger RNA, 5019 nt
Organism: Anopheles nili
Lineage: Eukaryota; Metazoa; Arthropoda; Insecta; Diptera; Culicidae
Product: hormone receptor 4-like
Exons: 8
Coding region: 1-5019 (1672 amino acids)
Biological process (GO): regulation of DNA-templated transcription
Molecular function (GO): sequence-specific DNA binding; zinc ion binding; DNA-binding transcription factor activity
Source: RefSeq, a predicted model, not a curated record
AUGACAUCGUUAGGAAUUAUGACACUGAGCCGUGGACCGUACAGCGAGCUCGAUAAAAUGAGCCUUUUUCAAGAUUUGAAACUAAAGAGAAGAAAAGUCGACUCAAGAUGUAGUAGCGACGGUGAAUCGAUAGCUGACACCAGCACAUCGUCGCCAGAUCUUUUGCAACCACUAUCACCAAAGAUGUGUGAUCAGCAGCAGCAGCAGCAGCCACCGCAUCAGCUGCAGCAACAGAGCACUUCGGCUGUAAUCGGCACCGGUGGUGUGGAUACUGCUGAAGGUUUAGCAUCACCACCGACAACACCACCGUCGAUCGCAGAAGAAGAGAACGAACAGGUGUGUUCUUCGGCUAGCAGCUUCGAUGCUGAACCAUCUGGCCAGGGCGGUAGUAGUACCCCAAGCAAUGAUACCAUUGCAGCAAAAGCUUUCAACCACAGUAGCUAUCACUGUAAUCGAUUGAACGGCAGUUGUUCAAAAGACGAUGGCAAACAACCCCACCAUCCACCAGCGGAUGGGUGUGGUGUAGGUCAGCGAGGCGAUACUACGGUAAAUGCCACUAAUGUGAAGGACGAACUCUAUGACGGGAGCGAAAGAGUGUCACCCGACUCAUCGCCCGAAGUUCUAGCGGAGGAACGAACUCCAUCUAGAAACGGUGCUCAGGGUAGAGCAUCAUCUAUCGUUCCCGCUGCCAGUGUGAUACGUUCCGUGGCUGAUGAACGACAACCUCGUUCGGUCAAUCCUCCUACCACGUCUGCCACCAACACGAGAAACCACAGCUGCAACAGUGGUGGUGCCAAUGACGGCAACAUUAAUAACUGCGAUCGUCUAGACAACAUUGACACUGUCAAGAUACUCACCGGCGGCAGUAAUGCUACUGAUCAAAAUAGCAGUACUACUACUAGUGCCUCGGAUGCCAGUAGUUGUAGUAGUAGUAGUAGUAGUAGUAGCAGCAGCAGUAUUGGCAAUAGUAACAACACUAAAUGCACAAGUGCAACGCAUGCAUUGAAUUCCGUUGAGGCGUCAAAGCAACAACAGCAUCAACAGCAGCGCUACGGUGAUCAUGGCGUUAGAGUUGAUGAUGACGUUGAUCGGACGGCCUCUCACAAUGGAAUGGACUCUAACGGUGCUGCUAGCGGUGGUCAAUCCCGACAGCAGCAUGCUACCGUGCUGGUUACUCCGCCAUCGUCGCGGAUCAAAGGAAACAACAAUUUUACAACUGCAGAUGCACCACCACCACCACCACCUAACACGUCAAAUGCAGCCACAGCUGCUGCAGCAGUUGCAGCAGCUGCCACCACGCUGGUGACGCUCGGAAUGCGGAAGCAGCAAUCAUUGCCACCCCCACCAUCCACGGCAGCCACUGUCGAAUCAACGCCACUGUCGACACCAUCAACAUCAACGUCCACGUCGCUAUCAUCGACUUCAUCUUUAUCACAGACAUCGUUUUCGACGGCAUCGAACGGGAGCGCAGCGAGAGCCGAGAACCGACACGUUAGCAUAGAUAGUGAGAAUAACAACGAUGUUUCUAAUUCUAAGCACAGCAACGCGGAUGAGGAUGCCGAACAGCAGCAUCAGAACAACCACAGUACAAGAUCGCCUCCAACGGUCGGUUCUUCGUCGUCGUUUGACGCUGCAACAACCUCUCCACCGCCUUCGGUAUCGUUGCCGUUCUCCCAUCAAUCGCUGUCCACGCGCAUUGGCGGUUUAUCAUCAAAGAUUGUUUCUAGUCAAAUUGUUGCCGAUACUUCACGAUCUCCUGUCGGAUCCAGUGUGGGUGGGAUCAACAUAAUGCCCAACAACUCCUGCCAACAGCAGCACGUUAUCAUAACGCAACAGCAGAUGCUGCAAGCGAUGCAUCAACAGAUUCGCAUAAAAAAGGAACGCCAACAGCAGCAGCAGCAGCAGCAAAUGGGUGUUGCCAGUUCGAUCAUGAACAACCACCGAGCUAUGAACCCGAAUCACCCCGCAGUUCAUCACACCCACACGCAACAGCUGGUUAUCAAACGCGAACGCAGCGCUAGCGGAGGAAGCAAAAUCCUAUCCCAUUCGCCAGGUUCUCCCACAAUGUCGCAUGCGACGAUUGUUCGGCAACCUACUAGCAGCCCGGUGCCAAUGGUCAACAUGAGCUCUUCCCAGAUGCAGCCACCGCAUCAGCAUCUUCCGUACCGUCAACCGAACAGCCCCGUGCAAGUAGGCUCAUCGUCUAGCACUCCACAGCCGCUAAACACGCAAGUAAUCAUCAAGAGAGAGCGAGGAACGCUCGUGCACCAGCAGCCGUUCCAACAUCAGCAGUCUCCUGCGGCUCCCAGCUCGGUGAAUCCUGCCAGCAGUACCGCAACAAAUACCACCCUUACAACAGCAUCGUCACCUGUCCCUACUGCCGUUGGUGGAGCCCUGCAGGUGCGCAAUCCAAUGCGCGAUACAACGAUUCUGUUUCGCGUAAAGAACGAAGCAAACUCAACGACCCAACAGCACCAGCAGCAGCAGCAGCAUCAGCAACAUCAGCAGCAACAGCAACAUCAGCAGCAACAACAGCAACUACAGCACCAGCAACACCAUCGAAUGGUCUGGCCCGCUCCUGCAGCGAUUGCUGCAGUGGCGUCCGCCGGAGCGACUACUGCGCACCGUAUUAAUGGCGUCAAACCGGAAGUUAUCGGUGGCCCACUGCCACCAAUCAGAAACCAAAUAGCGUCACCACAUCAACAGCAAUCACCACUGCAACAACAUUCGCCCCACCACCAGCAACAAUCGCUGCAGCUCUCACCGCAACACCAUCGGCAUAGCAGCCCGGGUCCGAUCGCUUCUCAAACACCGCCACGGGUGACACCCACCGUAAUUAUGGGCGAAUCGUGCGGUGUUCGAACGAUGGUUUGGAGCUAUGACACUACCAUGCAGCAAGUUCACAACACGUCUUCAUCGAACUCCGGUACGGGCAGCAGUACGGGUUCCGAAUCAAACCAAGCAAUGCCGACUGCUGGAAAUGCCAUCGGUACGCAGGGACAGCCCCAUCACCACCAUCCGCAAGCAGUUGCUCUCCAUCAUCAGCACUUGCAGCAACAACAACAGCAACAACAACACACCGGUUCCACGCCUUUGAACCAUCACCAGCAAGGACAUCAGCAUACAAAUGGCGGUACGUUGAAUAGUGGGAGCAGCGGGAUUGUGCUCAACAACAACAACAACAACAGCAACACGAGCAAUAACAACGAGGAAGCUGCACAUCUUUUGCUCAGCUUGGGUCAGUCAGUUGUACCAACAACCUCGUCAACAGCGGCGGCAGCAGCAGCAGUAGCAGCCGCUGCAGCAGCCGUUGCCGUUGGCCAUACUCAGGCAUGGCAGACGUCCAAUCACCACCGUACUGGUCUACCACUUAACAUGGAACGGCUUUGGGCUGGCGAUUAUGGUCAGUUUUCCACGGGGACGCCACAACAACUUCAGCAGCAGCAAGCUCUGAAUCUCACCUCGCAACAACAGCAACAGCAGCAGCAGCAGCAGCAGCAUAUGGCGUGGAGUUUGGGAAGCACAGGAUCUGUUGGAGGUCCCAAAAAGGAACUGCUUGACGAUAUUCCACCAGACGAAGACGACCAACCGUUGGUGUGCAUGAUUUGCGAGGACAAGGCCACAGGACUGCAUUACGGCAUUAUUACUUGCGAAGGUUGCAAAGGGUUUUUCAAGCGAACGGUGCAGAAUCGGCGGGUGUACACAUGUGUCGCCGACGGUACCUGCGAGAUUACAAAAGCCCAGCGAAACCGCUGCCAGUAUUGUAGAUUUAAAAAAUGUAUCGAACAAGGAAUGGUGCUUCAGGCGGUUCGGGAAGAUCGCAUGCCUGGUGGACGUAACAGUGGAGCCGUUUAUAAUUUGUACAAAGUAAAAUAUAAGAAACAUAAAAAGAACAACCAGAAAUCUACCAAUGCUAAGCUACAGCAAGGUACCGGUGCCAUGGGAUCGGCCGUCACUAACCUUGGAGUUGGAGCCGAAGGACAAUUGGGAGGCGGAAUCAUCUCGGGCGGUGGUGGCGGUGACAGUCCUAAGACGACAAACUUGUACCAUCAUCAACAGCAGCAUCUUUCAUCGCACGCGCAGCAACAGCAUCAUCUGCCCUCGACGACAUCGCCAACAAUGGUGAAAUCGGAAGGCGUGAAUCUUAGUCUCAUGAACGGUACCAUUCUGAAGACGGCACUCACCAACCCCAGCGAGAUUGUGCAUUUACGGCACCGGUUAGACAACGCGGUCAGUUCGUCUAAAGAUCGGUCGAUUUCGUACGAGCAAGCGUUGAAUAUGAUACAUACCCUUAUUGACUGUGAUGCUAUGGAGGAUAUAGCGACCCUACCGCAUUUUAGCGAAUUCCUCGCAGAUAAAUCAGAGAUCGGCGACAAACUCUGUAACAUUGGCGACUCGAUCGUGCACAAGCUGGUCUCGUGGACGCGCAAGCUUCCGUUCUAUACGGACAUUCCUGUCGAAAUACAUACCAAGCUGCUAACGGACAAAUGGCACGAAAUAUUGGUACUGACCACGGCAGCCUACCAAGCCAUGCAUGGCAAAAAACCCAUCAACGCCUCCCAAACACAAGGCGGUGGUGUAGGUGUUGUGUUAACACCGGAUAAAAACGAUCCCGAAUUCACGGAAGAGAUAACGUCUCAUUUGCAAACGCUGCAAUCCUGCCUUACGACAUUGAUGGGACACCCAAUAUCGAUCGAGCAGCUAAAGAUCGACGUUGGACAGAUGGUGGAAAAAAUGACUCAGAUUACGAUAAUGUUUCGUAGAAUCAAGCUAAAAAUGGAAGAGUAUGUUUGCCUGAAAGUUUACAUUCUACUUAAUAAAGAAGUUGAGCUGGAAAGCAUUCAGGAGCGAUACAUUCAAGUACUUAGAAGCUACCUACAGCACACCGUACCGCACAACCCCAAUCGACUGAGUGAUCUCCUGGCCCAUAUACCAGAAAUUCAAAUGGCAGCUAGUUUGCUCCUGGAGAGUAAAAUGUUUUACGUACCCUUCGUACUCAAUUCGGCCAACAUCAGGUAG